UAUCGAACUUUGCCAUAAGCGCGUGUAGACAUUUAGGUUAUCUCGGUAGUCGACCUAACUGUUCUGUCAGUUUGCGAAAAAUGGCGACCGAGGUGGAGAAGGCACAAUCAGCUGUGCCGGAAAGCGAUACGAUAUUUGGAAAAAUACUGCGAAAAGAAAUUCCAUGCAACUUUAUUUACGAGGAUAAUCAGUGCGUUGCAUUUGAUGAUGUAAAUCCUCAAGCACCUGUGCACUUGGUGAUUCCACGGAAACCAAUUCCGCAGCUUUCCAAAGCUCAAGAUGAAGAUGAACCUUUACUUGGCCACUUGAUGAAUAUCGCUCAUAAAGUUGCAAAGCAAGGCUUAACAAAUGGAUUUCGCUUGGUUAUCAACGAUGGAAAUGGUGCACAGUCUGUGUAUCAUCUGCAUUUGCAUGUCCUCGGUGGUCGACAAUUGGAAUGGCCACCUGGCUAAUGUGUCCAUUUGCACAAAUAUACAAACAGCAUUUUUAUUAUA
Messenger RNA from Nylanderia fulva, 494 nucleotides. The record is from RefSeq and is a predicted model, not a curated record. Lineage: Eukaryota; Metazoa; Arthropoda; Insecta; Hymenoptera; Formicidae.